Microtus ochrogaster (prairie vole) is the source of this 1261-nucleotide messenger RNA. RefSeq names its product protein SET-like. Bases 1 to 585 code for a protein of 194 amino acids. Gene Ontology annotation, biological process: nucleosome assembly. Gene Ontology annotation, cellular component: nucleus. The record is from RefSeq and is a predicted model, not a curated record. The transcript has 2 exons. Lineage: Eukaryota; Metazoa; Chordata; Mammalia; Rodentia; Cricetidae.
AUGGCCCCUAGACGGCAAUCUGCGCUUCUGCCUCAGUCCAAGAAACCCAAAUUGGCUCCGUCCCUGAAACUGGAGGACAAGUCUGCCUCUCCCGGCCUGCCGAAGGGAGAAAAAGAACAGCAAGAAGCAAUUGAACACAUUGACGAAGUACAAAAUGAAAUAGACAGACUUAAUGAACAAGCAACCAAAGAAUUUCAUCUGAAUGAGAGUGGUGACCCAUCCUCAAAGUCCACUGAAAUCAAAUGGAAAUCUGGGAAGGAUUUGACAAAACGCUUGAGUCAAACACAGAAUAAGGCCAGCAGGAAGAAACAACACGAAGAGCCAGAGAGCUUCUUUACCUGGUUUACUGACCACUCUGAUGCAGGUGCAGAUGAGUUAGAAGUCAUCAAAGAUGACAUUUGGCCAAACCCCUUGCAGUACUAUUUGGUUCCUGAUAUGGACGAUGAAGAGGGAGAGGCAGAAGAUGAUGACGAUGAUGAUGAUGAAGAAGAAGGCUUGGAAGAUAUUGAUGAAGAAGGAGAUGAAGGUGAUGAAGAUGAUGAUGAAGGGGAAGAAGGAGAGGAGGAUGAAGGCGAGGAUGACUAGCAGAGAAGACUGAUGGAUUCCGACUCUCUUUUUUAUUUUUCUUUUUAUUAAAUUUCUCCAGUCCCUGGGGGCAAGUUACAGUCAUUUCCCUCCCAUCCCCAAUCCCUCUUGUGCUCAGUCGCCCUGUUUCUGAGGUCUCGCUUCUCAAUACCAUGGUUCUCAACUUAUUUUUGGGGAAAUAUCUUGAGCAAAAUACAAUGGGAAAAGAAAGAAUCUCCACUACUCUGUUCUACAUUCAUUUUUAUCUUUUCUUGUCUUGAACUGUGGAUUCAAUACCACCACCACCGUGCUCUGUGGGAAAAAAGAAAAGCCCUCCAGCCCCUUUGGCUCUGCUGGAGGCUGGAGGGUGCUAGGCCCCUGUGUAGUCGUGCAUAGAAUUCUAGCUUUUUUCCUUUCUCUGUAUAUUGGGCUCAGAGAUUACACUGUGUCUAUGUGAAUACAGACAGUUAGCAUUUACCAACAUGUAUCUGUCUACUUUCUCUUGUUUAAUAAAAAGAAAAAAAAGAAGAAAAGGGGGGGUUAGAAGGUCAGCAAGGGUGGGUUUGAGGUGUCUGGGGGGAUAAGUGGGCAUUGUGACAACAUGGCUUCUCCUUUGGCAUGUUUAAUUGUGAUGUUUAACAGACAUCCUUGCAGUUUAAGAUGACACUUUUAAAAUAAAAUUCUCUCCUAACCAUAA